Molecule: messenger RNA, 2240 nt
Organism: Vollenhovia emeryi
Lineage: Eukaryota; Metazoa; Arthropoda; Insecta; Hymenoptera; Formicidae
Product: probable RNA methyltransferase CG11342
Exons: 4
Coding region: 1155-1904 (249 amino acids)
Biological process (GO): miRNA metabolic process; negative regulation of pre-miRNA processing
Cellular component (GO): cytoplasm
Molecular function (GO): O-methyltransferase activity; RNA methyltransferase activity
Source: RefSeq, a predicted model, not a curated record
CGUCACUUGUUUGUCUCGAGCCGCCGCGGCCGCAGCGAUCGUCACUUGUUUGUCUCGAGCCGCCGCGACCGCUGCGCGCCGAGGUCACAGAACGUUCGCGUGCGCCGCAGUAUCGUUCGAGCCGCCGGUACGUACGCUACGAGGCGACGUGCGCGAUCAUUCUCCGCGUAAUUAAUCGACGCCACGGCCACGCGAGCGUGCACUCCGCGAUACGGCGCAGGCGGAACGUCGAAUCGCCGUCUACCGCUCGCUGUUUCUCCGAUGUGACUCGAGUAGAGGAAAGCCGCGAGUGCGUCGAUUGUGCAUCAACAGACGUGUGAGAAUUUAAGUGUGCGUUUACUUGAGAUACAUUGCGCGAGUGACAUCCAGAUAUUCAGUUCGCGUCGCUGACUCGACUCACGUAGUAUCGCGCAGUAGCGCCAGGGGGGGCCAGGGGCGCCGGGUGCCGGCGCCAUGUUGGUCUGUUCGAGAAGCAUCGCGGAGCGUCGCGGACGCGCAUCGGACCGGUCCCCCCCCUUCUUCCUUCGUCGUCGGUCGUCGCGGCGUUUUUCACGACGCGUACGGUGGUGAGUCUGAUGCAGAUCAAGUUCAGCUAAUCGCGGCGUAAAUCAUUGGAUAUUCACGCGUCGGCGAUCCACCGAGACGCGCGUAAGUCUCGCGAGAAACACCGGUCGGAAUCUUGCUCGCAGCCGGAUUCUCGCGACGCCGCCGCGGGUAUCCGAGCUUCAAUUUUAACUCGCGUCUCCCCGUACGUGUAGAAAUAUCCUAGUUUUCCACGCGCGACGCGCGGCGAGUGGAAUGUUCGCGCGAGAUCGCCCCGUUGAACGCUCGCGUUCGGUCGCGAGACGCGUCGAACCUCGCAUAUUUCCGCGUCCUUCUCGCCGGAACGUUCCCGCCGUUUCACACGACGCCACUCCUGGGCGGCUCGUGUUUCCGUACACGAUCGUCUCUUUUUCUCGUUCGCGUUGUGACGGAGCUCGCGUCGGUUAACGCCGGGAGUGCCGCGUUGUGCCGAUUGCCAGUGCCAAAUCUGCGAGGAAUCCGAGAGGAAGCGGCGGCCUGGGAGGCAUCGGGCAACGGCGGAGCAACCCUCUGAAUCAUCAACGUAGCUAACUCCGCUGCUGCCCGUCGGUCGAUCUUUCCGAAAAAGCAGGAUGAGCGAGGGCGGUGCCGGCGAGGGGAGCGAGAAAACGGAUCCGGGCGCUAUCAGACACGGGAACUUCAUGAAUUAUUACCAAUUCCACGCUGCGGAAGAGCGCGUGCGGCAACUUCCGCGUGGCGUGUGGCAGCGGCAACGGGUCGCCCAUCCGGUCCGGAAAUACGCGGGUCUAGACGUCGGCUGUAACGCCGGGGAUCUCACGUACGCUCUGCGCGACUUCCUCGAGGAGGCCGUGUCGCAAGAUCAGCCCGAAGUCUCCUUAAUCGGCGUAGAUCUCGACCCGAUCCUGAUCGAGAAAGCGCGCGAGCGCAAUCCGCGGCCGGAUCGCGUGACCUUCGAGUGUCUGGACUUUUUGUCCGAGGACUGCGGCGAGACGCUGAGGCGAUAUCUGGCGCAGCUUAAUAAAACGCGAUUCGACGUGGUGUUCUGCUUCUCGAUCACCAUGUGGAUUCACCUGAAUCACGGCGACGACGGUCUGGAGGCGUUUCUGCGAAGGGCCUGCGAGCUGGCGGAAAUGAUCGUCGUCGAGCCGCAGCCUUGGAGAUGCUACAGAAACGCCUCGAGAAGACUGCGAAGGGCGAACCUGGGGGACUUUCCGCUGUUGAGGGAGCUCAAGUACACCGAUCCGAUGAGGCACAUUGAGGAUAUUUUGAGGAGGCUGUGCGACUUUCGAAAAGUCACCGUUACCGCGACCAACGAGUGGGGACGCAUGCUCCUGAUUUACGAACGGAAACGGGAGUCGUAAAAGAUCAGCAAACACGCGCGAUUAUGUGCAUUCAGAUCAUAAAUGGUAGCAACUGCAUGCGCAUAAUUUUCUAAAUAUUGUUUAUACAUCGUAACCGCGAGUGUGUGACGUAGCGGUAAUAAUUUUGCUCAUCCUGGCAUAGAUAACGACAGGAAAUUUAUAAUAAAGCUUUUCAAAUGCCAGUGCAUGGAUUUUUUACGUGCGCCACAUUUUAGCUGAUCGCAUCCUUCCUGGCGUUCUUUGUUGGAGCAAUUAAAUUUUCAUAAAUUCGAAUUUGUAUGCAAACUGAAAAUGUUUAACUUGUAAUAAGUUUGACUAAUAAUAACCCUUCUGCGU